AUGGAUACAGAAGAUGACACAUUAUCACACAAACGUGCAACAUUACAAAUUGAAUUUAUUCGUCAAAAAUUACCAUUUAUUACAUUUUCGUUAUUCAAAAACAUACAACAAUUAUGUUCAAUUAUAUUUACGUCAUACAAUUACAUUUAUUCACGGGGUUCAGCAUUAGAAGAACCAAUAUCACCAACAAUUCAACAUGAGAAAAUAUCUAAUAAUGAAGAAUUAAUAGUUCAUGUAGAAGAAGACUUAACAGAAUUAAAUGAAAAUAAAUUAUUUUACGAUGAAUAUAUAAAUCACAAAGAAGAUGCUGAAUCAAUGCAAAAGAUAAGUAUAUGA
This is a messenger RNA of Rotaria sordida, 336 nucleotides long. NCBI's taxonomy places the organism in Eukaryota, Metazoa, Rotifera, Eurotatoria, Philodinida, Philodinidae. The record is from the annotation of a GenBank genome assembly.